CCACCCGGAACCUUGGUGCCGUGACGCUAGUUUCCGGCGGGCUCCUUAGAGUGUGGAACAGCUUUGGGGCAAAGGACCAUGAGAGGGCCGGAGCCGGGUCCCGAACCCACAAUGGAGGGGGACGUGUUGGACACACUAGAGGCGCUGGGGUACAAGGGACCACUGUUAGAAGAGCAAGCCCUUAUCAAGGCAGCAGAGGGUGGACUUGCUUCACCUGAGUUUUCAGAGCUCUGUGUUUGGUUAGGCUCUCAGAUAAAAUCAUUGUGCAACUUGGAAGAAAGUAUCACUUCAGCUGGGAGAGAUGAUCUAGAAAGCUUCCAGCUUGAGAUAAGUGGUUUUUUAAAGGAAAUGGUGUGUCCAUAUUCUGUACUCAUAUCAGGAGAUAUUAAAGACCGUUUAAAAAAGAAGGACGACUGUUUGAAACUUCUACUAUUUUUAAGUACAGAGCUUCAAGCUUUGCAGAUAAUACAGAACAAGAAAUGCAAAAAUUCUCAAUUAGAUAAAAAUAGUGAAAUUUAUCAGGAAGUUCAAGCUAUCUGUGAUACCCUUGGUGUUCCCAAGUCAACAACUUCUGACAUUCCACUUAUGCUAAGCCAAGUGGAAUCAAAGGUGAAAGAUAUUCUCUCAAAAGUCCAGAAAAAUCACGUGGGAAAACCACUGUUGAAAAUUGAUUUAAACCUGGAACAGGCGGAACAACUGGAAAGAAUUAAUGAUGCUCUUUCCUGUGAAUAUGAGUGCCGCCGGCGGAUGUUGAUGAAACGAUUAGAUGUAACGGUGCAGUCCUUUGGUUGGUCUGAUAGAGCAAAGGUAAAAACAGAUGACAUAGCAAGAAUUUAUCAGCCAAAGCGUUAUGCUUUGUCACCCAAGACAACAAUAACAUUGGCACAUCUACUUGCUGCCCGAGAAGAUCUGUCCAAGAUCAUCAGGACAAGUAGUGGUUCCAGCCGGGAGAAGACAGCAUGUGCCAUUAAUAAGGUGCUGAUGGGAAGGGUGCCUGACAGGGGAGGACGGCCGAAUGAAAUUGAACCACCACCCCCUGAAAUGCCCCCUUGGCAAAAGAGACAAGAAGGCGGCGGAAGGGGUGGUUGGGGUGGUGGAGGUGGAGGUGGAGGUAGAGGAGGUGGUGGGGGUGGAAGAGGUGGUUGGGGAGGUGGAGGAGGUUGGGGAGGUGGUGGGGGAGGAGGAGGGGGGUGGAGUGGAGGUGGAGGAGGGGGUGGUAGAGGAGGGGGUUUCCAAGGCAGAGGAGAUUAUGGUGGUAGGGGAGAUUAUGGUGGAAGAGGGGGAUAUGGGGGAAGAGGGGGCUAUGGUGGAAGAGGUUAUGGAGAUCCAUAUGGAGGAGGUGGUGGUGGAUAUAGAAGAUACUAAAAACUACAAAAUAUAGAUAGCAGUGCUGACUUCUUGAUACAUUAGGCAUAGUGUUCUAAAUAACUACUUGAAAGUCAUCUUUGAACUAAACACCAUGUUAGAUUCCCUGAUACAUUCUUAGAUUGGGUUUAAUAUGUAAAGAGGAUUGUUUUAUACUACUAUUUGAUCUCUUAGACAAAGUGAUGAUUUUUUCCAUAUUCUGUGUACCCUUGAGCAUGUUGUCUUUUUAAAAAACAAAAAAAUUAGCAAAAAUUAUUUUUAAAAAUGUAAAUAUAUUAUUACCAUCAAACUUGGAAAAUGGAAAGUAUUUUAUUGCCAUGAUUGAAUUUAGAUUGUAACCUGUAUUUUUAUUCAGGUGUGAGACACUUAAUAAUUGACCCUACUUUGUAGUGGAAAGGAAUAUAGACUAUUGCCUCAUCUGUAUUCCUGUGGCUCUGUUUUGUAUUUGUUAAUUCUACUUUACAAAGUAGGGAAGGAGACUGAUAGUUGUGUUCAGUAGGAAGUUGUCCUGACUUGUUUUUUCUUUCAUGUGAGCAGUUCCUCUGGCCAGAUUUCUGUUAAAUUUCCAUUAAUUGAAGCCCACAUCAAUUUUGUGCUAUGCAUAUUUAAUUUAUUUUCCAACUGGAUUUGAAAUAUGUGUGAUUUUAUUUGACUGACAGAGCAGAAUUCAAGAUUAAGGUCAUAAGUACUCAAAAGGGACAAAGACAUGUAGUAAUUUUACAUGAUGAUCUGAGAAAAAAAAUUCUGUGAAUCGGUUUCUUCAUCAUUUGUGCUAUGGGCAUCCAAAUAUUAAAAGGCAGGCUGCACUGUUACAUAGGAUUAGGACACUUCAGGUAGCUGUGAGGUAAGGCUAAGGCAUCCCUUGGCAGUUCUGAUUCAUAGCCAGAUUUGGGAAACACAAGGUUUAGGGAAUGGUUAAAUGUGGUUUGGUGGUUGGAGCAGUCAGAGGCUUGGGGAUAGGAGCUGUGAAUUUGAAUCAUGGCACUAGCCCAGGGGUGCUAUGGCUGAAAUGGUCAUAGCUUUCAAGGAUUGAUUAAAUCCUUAUUUGUCAAAUGAGGAAUGGGACAUUUAUGCCCUUCUCAGGUUUUUUAUAAAGACCUAAGUGCAAGUCCAAUUUGUUGAGACCUGCUGUGAAUGUUUGAGGUGGCCCAGGUAAUGCAUUUUUCUCCUAGUAUAUAUAGAGAAAAAGAUACAGUCACAUUAAUUUUUUUCAAUCCUACUAUAAAUUCUGUAGGCUUCUGUUCAACCUCUGUGCAUAACAACUUUCUAUGGUCUAAUCAACUUAGCAGAUAGACGGUUGAGUGCCAGUGGACAAAUGGUUAUUCUUAUAUGUUUUAUAGAAAACCCCAGUGGCAAAAUCUAAAAUAAUGUUAAAACUUUGUUAAUUUUUUUUAGGGCCGCACCCAUGGCAUAUGGAGGUUCCCAGGCUGAGUGUCAAAUCGGAACUGUAGCUGCUGGCCUACACCACAGCCACAGCAACGUGGGAUCUGAGAGCUGCAACGUGGGAUCUGAGAGCUGCGACCUACACCACAGCUCAUGGCAAUGCCGGGUCGUCAAUCCACUGAGCGAGGCCAGGGAUCGAACCCUAGUCCUCAUGGAUGCUAGUCAGAUUUGUUUCUGCUGAGCCACAACGGGAACUCCAUGUUAAAACUUUAAAUAGUGUGUAUAUCACAGUCUUGGUCAUAUAUUUUUCAAGCUAAUCCUUCAAAGAAAUUUGUUCAGGAUAGGAAAACAAAUUUUUUUGAUUAUUUGUAAACUUAGAUUUUUAAAAAAUGUUUAUAUUUAAUGAAGAGGCUUAAUUUCAUUUGUGGUAGUUGAAAAAAAACCUUUCCAUAUUUAAGGAAACAAUUUUAUCAAUAGCUAUAAACUGAAAAAUAAUUUUUAAAAAUAUAUAAGCAAAGAACACUAAAGUAAAAAUAUCUGAAGUUAUUAGUUAAAACGUUCAUUUAAAACCUUUACAUUUUUGCUUAAUUUCUUUUCAGGAGCUUUAGUUGCUGAUACAGGUCAGGUUACAACUACUUUGCAGCUUUUUUUUUAUCACUAAAGGUUUAUGGCAAAUAAUGGUAGAAACAUUAAUUUAUCAAUUUCUGUAAGGUUUCUUUGUACUUUCACAGGAGUGCUACUCACUAUAAAACAGUGUAAGUUUAGCACUUGCUCCUGGAAUCAUGUUGAAGCUGGAACCGUUCUUAUUUACACAUUCCUAUAAACUUGACUUGAAUGAAGUGGUCUAGACCAUAAUAAUACCUUUUCUUUCCUAUGAGGUAGGAUUUUCAUUGUAACCUUCUUUCAGUUAAAAUUUCUUUCUUAAAAAAUGUUUGCUAAGCAGUAUCUAGAAUAGCAGUAAGGCAAUUUGGGGCAUUAACGUGAAAGACCAUAAUGUGCAAAUUCUUUAUAAGUUGAGUGCAGAACAAAUGUAAAGUAUGAUAAAUAGCAUUUCACUCCAUCCUAAAAUCUAACUACUUUUUCUGUGUUACUUCAUCAUCAUUUUUUUUUGCCCUGUUGUCAGGUUUUUUUUUUUUUUUUUUUUUUUUUUUUUUUUUUUUUUUUUCCUACUAUCUCAUUUUCCCCCUCUCCUUUUUUCUUCUUUCUGCUUUGGUCUAUCCUGUCGUAUCUAAUUGCACCUCUACAUUGACCUUACUGGAAGCUUCUGGAUUAAAGAAGUCACUGGCCUCUUACCUGGACCUGUUUAUCCAUACGUAAUUGUCACACCAUUAACACAUAAGUUGUCAGUAAAGGAAGGGAUCAGGUGGAGUUAUGCUCUUGGCGCAGUGGAUUAAUGAUCCAGCUUCUGUCUGUGGAGAUGCUGGUUUAAUCCCUGGCCCAACACAGUGGGUUAAGGAUCUGGUGUUGCUGCAGCCGUGGUCGCAGCUCAUAGCUCUGGUUCAAAUUAUGGCUGUCUCUAAUUACUUUAAAUAAGCAUGAGGACAAAUAAAUUGCUCUGGGUGGUCUGUACACUGGAUCAAACCAUUGUCUAUCAAUUACACCCACAGUUUCAAACUUUCUCUUCCUUACUUGCCUAGUUUUCUUAGAUAGAACUGUGGAACUAAAGAUGAAAGCCACAGAGAAAUGACAGCUUCGUCUCCUUCAGUGUUAAGUAUUUAUAGACAAUAUCAGGGGGUCACUGUUAAGUCAUUAUGCAAUAAGAUAGGGAAAGGUUGAAUAUUUCUGUAUAUUACCACUUCACGUUACAAAAAGGUUUAGAAAAAUGUAUACUGAAGAAUUAGUUGCUUUGCUUUUCCCUUCAGGAAGAUUUUGUUAAUACAUUAGAGAGUGGUUUCAGUUUUUGAUUAUAGUAAAAAUUCAGGUGAAGCUUUUACUUAUUCAUGAACUAGAAAAAACACAAGACAGACAUCUAUGUUGCAGGGUUCCUAAUGCCUUUAUCAUAUAAAUAUUACACAAAGAAAACUUACAUGAGGUAUAAAAAAAAAAACAAACACCUUUAUAAUCUAUACAUAUUUUACCUUGCAGUUCUUGUACAUUAUACAUCUUGAAACAGAAAUUCACAAAUGGACAGUAAAAGGGCAAAUCAAUUACCCAAGAAAAUUCUGGAAUGCUUGAGACAUUAAUUAAUUUGACUAAGGAUUCUGUGAUCUUUUCAAUUCUCUAGGUUAUAAAUUAUUUGCACAGAAAAUAACCUGGGCUCUGUAUUUUGGAUGGGGGGUAAGAAUAAAGAAAUUCAAUUGUGUUAUGUAAUAA
This is a messenger RNA of Sus scrofa (pig), 5061 nucleotides long. RefSeq names its product family with sequence similarity 98 member B (gene TSLIG3B). Lineage: Eukaryota; Metazoa; Chordata; Mammalia; Artiodactyla; Suidae. Gene Ontology annotation, cellular component: tRNA-splicing ligase complex. The record is from RefSeq and is a predicted model, not a curated record.